AUGACAGCACCAGAAACCACUUCUAACUCUCAGGAAGAUGUUCCCAGAGACGUGCGAUUACUACAUUUACUCCUGGCCUCUCAAUCAAUCCAUCAUUAUGAGGAUCAAGUGCCAUUACAACUAAUGGAUUUUGCCUUUCGUUAUACACGCGGUGUUCUAAAAGACGCAAUGGUCUACAACGACUACGCCGACCAGGGACCCUCAUCAGGACUUACAGUGGAAGAUAUACGGCUCGCGAUCGCAGCUCGUACCCAGUACCAGUUUAAACCUACCGCUCCCAAGGAAUUACUCCUCCAACUUGCCAGUGAACGAAACAAGAAGGCUCUCCCGCAAGUCAUGGGAAUGUGGGGUGUUCGACUACCGCCUGAGAAGUACUGCUUGACUGCCAAAGAAUGGGAUCUCGACGAAGACCACACCGAUGCCGUCUAA
Messenger RNA from Torulaspora delbrueckii, 429 nucleotides. It is a transcript of the gene TAF9, whose product is annotated as chromatin modification protein. NCBI's taxonomy places the organism in Eukaryota, Fungi, Ascomycota, Saccharomycetes, Saccharomycetales, Saccharomycetaceae. The transcript has a single exon. Gene Ontology annotation, molecular function: RNA polymerase II general transcription initiation factor activity; transcription coactivator activity; protein heterodimerization activity. The record is from RefSeq and is a predicted model, not a curated record. Gene Ontology annotation, biological process: RNA polymerase II preinitiation complex assembly; DNA-templated transcription initiation. Bases 1 to 429 code for a protein of 142 amino acids. Gene Ontology annotation, cellular component: SAGA complex; transcription factor TFIID complex.